GGGACAAUGAUCAUAGCGCGAGUUGUCGUGGUUUGGCUUUGUUUCGUUUCGUUUACAUGUUCUCGUCCUGCUUCUCGCUUUAGAACCGCCGAUAGGCGCGCAGGAACACAUCGCACUGUACCGUUCAAAAUCAAAAGACAAACGGACGAUCUUCACCGGAGGCUACUAAGAGUAGAUCCAUCCCAUUAUGGUGAACAAUUUUCGCCCGAAGAGCAGAGUAACGAAUCGAUGAUACAGUUGCGCCAAAAGGCAUCGAUUGCUGAAGUUUUCCGACACCGGCUGAUGGCAUGCGGGUUGAUAACAACCAAAUCACCCGAACGGUGGAGAGAUCGACUGAUGGCUGAAUUGGACGAAAUAGUUACGGAGAUAGAGCAUCGUUGUGCGGUGUGUAAAACGCUGUACGAUGAACCCUGCCGGUAUGAAGUGCUCCGGACCCUUUUCGACCCAUGUCCCGCUCGCUGUCGGAGGAAAAGCGCCAAAAAACGGCUCCUACUUACGCUGCAAAAAGUGCUGGAACAAUCGCUGAACAGUGAGAACGCGCAAAGUGAUAGCAGCGUUGGGGCUGAAGAGGAGAACGAGGGUUAUGAUUCGAACGUAUGGCCCAUUACGGAAAUACCAAUGAGUAGGAAAACAAGAAGCACAACAGAGAUCUCUACCGAGCCAACAAUACGAUCGGUUGUAACUCCUCGAGAUGAUCGUACAUUGAGUUCUGCCAAACAAAUUCCUAGCCAUAAAGUCCCCUGGAGAUCACACCCGUCAGCAAUCGAGUUCAAACAAUCACUUGGCGCACAAGAAUCAACAUCGGCCCCAAAUCAAACCAACGUUCUGAACUACGGUACAGACCCUUCCGCAGUGCAUGUCAUCGACGGACAGCCUGUGGAUAAUGUGCACGAUUUCCUGCAGCAGUACAUGCACCUCGUGUACGGUGGACAACCGGGCAAUGAGCAAAGGAAGCAGUUUUUUCUUGACCAAUUAUGCCGAAAUGCAACCAACGGAACGAUCGUACUGCAGUGCCAAGAUAUUGCCGGGCAGCGAAGAGCGCGAUCCUCAGAAAACGUCACAGCGAAAAAAGUAUCGGCUUGGAAUGUUGGUGAAGGUGCCAACGCCUCAAGUGACGUUCAAAAGCCGCUACUUUUUACUACCCCAUCCGUGAAUGAUUUAAGAGCAAAGGAUAUUGGUUGUCGGUCGUGUUGGACACUUGGAAGAAAAAGACAUCAAUGGGAAGGAUUCAAUUGA
Anopheles marshallii is the source of this 1236-nucleotide messenger RNA. RefSeq lists its product as uncharacterized. The record is from RefSeq and is a predicted model, not a curated record. The transcript is spliced from 3 exons. The coding region runs from base 7 to 1236 and encodes 409 amino acids. NCBI's taxonomy places the organism in Eukaryota, Metazoa, Arthropoda, Insecta, Diptera, Culicidae.